Molecule: messenger RNA, 3373 nt
Organism: Ciona intestinalis (vase tunicate)
Lineage: Eukaryota; Metazoa; Chordata; Ascidiacea; Phlebobranchia; Cionidae
Product: importin-11-like
Biological process (GO): protein import into nucleus
Cellular component (GO): nuclear envelope; cytosol
Molecular function (GO): small GTPase binding
Source: RefSeq, a predicted model, not a curated record
CCCUACGAAAUAAAGAUCGUAUUUAUAGUUUCAGGUUUCAGCAAAGGGAAAUAACCGUGUCAUCCAGCAUUGAAAUUACAAUUUUUAUAUUUUAGGAUUUUUGCCUCAAGUUUACAAAAAAUGCAAAACUGGAAUGAGUUAGUCGAAACUUUGAGGCGAGCUAGCAGUCAGCAAGCUGCAGAGUUCGAUCCUGCUUCCCAGUUAUUAAAGGGUUACGAAUCCCAGCCUGGAUUUCACUUGGCUUUAUUAAAGAUAGCUCUUUCACCUCAAAUCACUGAAAUCCCAGUGCGUUGGAUUGCAGUUUUAUUCCUAAAGAACGGCAUCGACCGUCACUGGCGUACACACGGACCUUCGCCGAUUUCUAAUGAAGAAAAAGUUGCAAUUCGAGAAAUUAUUUACGAAUGUUUUAAUGAGCCCAUUCAGCAGAUAGCACUUCAAUUUGCCGUCAUAAUAUCGAAGAUAAGUAGAUUUGAUUAUCCACGACAAUGGCAAGAUCUACUUCCAUAUUUGGCGAAUGAAAUGCAGCAACAGAAUCCAGAUAGUGAUGUCAUAAGAGACAAUACCAUAUUGUUGACGUUCCGUUUAUUUAUGAAGGAAUUAGCAUCGAAAAGAUUGCCAAACGAUAAGAAACUGUUUGGGCAAGUUUGCCGACAGAUGUUUCCUUGUGUGUUCAAAUCAUGGGAGAGACUGACCAACCAAUUUAUGUCAGAUUUACAAAAUCGAGGACAAAACAGCAAAAAUACAAGUUUUAACGGACAAAAGUUGAUCAAUAUUUUAAAAUCGUUUCGAAGUAUUGUGCCAAUGCUGGAAGCUGCAAAUUCACAGCAGUUUUUCUCAUCUAUAGUUUCAUCAUUGUCACAAAUUCUUCAGUUAUCACAACAUUUUUCAAGUUUUGAAACUUUCCAAAAACUGUUGAUUCUUCAUUCCAAGAUACUGCUUGAUAUUCUUGAGCUUGAGCUGGAAAAUGUGAAUGAAUUCAUUCGUCAAGCGUUUACUAUUUCAAAGCAAUGUGUUUUGAAAUAUUCGGGGCAAAGGGAUUUGUUUGAAGAGCGGUUUAUUGUAAACUGCAUGAACCAAAUUAAGAUUCUUGCUUCGAACCCAGAAAACGUAGCACAGUUUAUCUCAUGUGAGGAUAUGCAUGAACUUUUAAGAUGUCUUAUCUUCUAUUACCUUCCAUUAACCUCUGAUGACCUCGAGUGUUGGGAUGAAGACGUGGAGGAUUUUUGCUCCGAAGAAAUUGGCGAAAUAUGGAAGUAUAACCUAAGGCCAAGUGCUGAGGUAUUAUUUCUCACAAUACUUCAUUGUGACCCGGACAAAGUUAUCCCGAUGAUAAUGUCAGCUCUUCAAUCUGUUAAUGACAAGAUAAAACAAGAAUCUGCUGAGUCAUGUGAUGUCACCACGUUGAUGCAGAAUGAUGCGGUGUUUUCCGCUGUUGGUUUGUCAGCGAAUGAAUUGUUUGAUUGUUUAAACUUUGAGGCCUGGUUCAUGGACAAUCUUCUACCUUAUGUAAAGGGAUUACAAAAUCAUCCACAAGGGAAAAUCAUUCACAGGCGUGUCCUUUGGUUGAUUGACCAAUGGAUGGGCGUGAAACCUCCGAACGACAUCCGGACAACAUUAUAUGACUUCAUAAUCGGUUCAUUGUCACCUGACUUUAACAUGGCAGUUAGAUUGAUGGCAGCAACCUCGCUGAGGCAAAUACUUGACGAUUUUGAAUUUGAACUUGACACUUUCCUUCCGUUCCGUGAUCGUUGCACGGAUGGCUUGCAUCGCCUCCUCCAUGAUUCAGAGUCCGGAGACACGAGGAUGAGAGUUCUUCAUGUUUUGAGCUUCGUGAUUGAAAGACUUGGGUCCCAAGUUACAUCAUGCAUGCAACAGCUUGCGUCCAUCCUUCCACCUAUAUGGGCAACUUCAGAGUCUCAUAAUAUGCUAAGAUGUGCAGUAGUCACCACCCUUGUUAACUUAGUGGUUGGUUUACGCGGUGAAUCCACCAACCUCCAUCCAUUCCUACUCCCCGUCAUCCACACAUGCACUGAUAUUUCAUCACCUGCUCAUGUUUAUUUACUUAUUGAUGGGCUUGACCUCUGGGUGGCGGUAGUGAGGAACUCCAUCGUCAUGACAACCGACCUUAUGCAACUUUUCAAUAACUUGUUUGGUUUAUUUGAUUUAAGUUCGGAAUCACUGAAGGAAAGUUUUCACCUGGUCGAGUGUUACGCAACUCUUGGUCGUUCCGAUUUCGUUAAUAGUGAACAGUGUUGCCAGUUCGCUAAUUCUUUAUUAUCGAUCAUCACUGAUGUGAAUGACAACUGCCUUGGUGUUGUUACACAACUGGUCUACACUGUGAUUGGGAUCGCCCCAAUAGAAACAGCCAAAGUAUUCAAUGCAUACAUCCGAGACACGCUUCAAUGCUUCUUAUCCCAAGAAUACAACGGGAUGUUAUCGUUGUAUCGCAUGUUGUUACUUGCUCGCUUAGCUCUACGACACCCAGUGGCAUUUUGGCAAAUAUUGAACGAUCACACGGGGGAGCAGUUCAACCAAGCUGCAGCGUAUCUGUUCAAUAUGUUUAGCACUUGGAUUGACAACGCAGCAGAAAUAACUCAUCGGAAAGAAAUUGCUCUUGCUGUUUUAACUUUGCUUGAUAAUUACAAUGAGAUAGAAGCAGUGAGAUCUUCUUUACCUAACAUCAUAUCUGUUGCUGUGCAUGUUCUCCAUGACGUUUGUGAUGAAGAUCACGCUGAUUCUGUUGUCGUCACCGGCAACAAUGACAUCAAUGAAGCUGAUUGGUCAGAUCUUCACGUGAAGCGUGAAACCUCACUCACAAGAUUGGAUCCCGUGCACGUGAUUUCACUCCCCAACUUCACGAAAACAAAACUCGAAAUCGUGGCAAAUUUUCUUGGAGGAGCGGCAACACUGGACCAGGUUUUAAAUAGCAGUGUUGACCAACAAGUUUUAUCUGGGUUAAAAGAAUUUAUUUGAUAAAAAAGAUUUUAAACUUUGUUGAUUUUACCUGUAGACGAGUACUGAAUCAAAGGUGCUAAACUUUUGGUGCCACAGUGGGCAUGUCAACCAUAGGUAUUAUUUAUUAAAGAAUAAAAUCAGUAACACAGGAAUGCACAUCUCACUAUCCUGCCUUCCCCGCAUUUAAAUAUUUUAUGAAGGUUAUAAGUAUCGUGUGGCAGAAUUAGUAUUUUAAAUCCUUUUUACAACCUUAAAUCAUGUGGUAAUUAAAUUUUUACUCGACUUUAAAAAAGGAGAUUUGUAGUUGCUUAGAAAAUCGAUACCUAAAAAUAGGACUAAUAUGCCACCAUAAAAGUCUUUGCAAAGUAUAUAUCGCAGUGGGUUUAAUGUUGAAAUUAAAGUUACCAGGAGUACUUUA